UGACACCAGCUACUAACUUUUGCUGAAGAGGGGUAUAAGAGCUGGGUUACAUGAUAACAGACGGUUGAUAGCUAUUUACAAGUAUUAUUAUCCACCACGCAUUACAAAUGGCAUACGCAGAUUUUAAAAACCCACACGCACUGAAACUAAACAUUCAUGCUGGAAAGGGAAACAUAAAUCCCGUUUUCCAGGACACGCCGAUGGAUGAAGCUGUCUGUUACAGUGAAGAGGAUGAAGAUGUCAAUGGAGAGGAUUCUGGAGAAGAAGAUUUCAUUGACAGAACUAUUGAACACAGGACCCCGCGUGUAUUAGAACACGAUGUGUCGACGGAAGUGCGAAAGCGGAAACAGACAAAACGAUCGAAGUCAAAAUACAAAUGGGAUGUUUUUAAGACAACUUCAAAAGACAACGUAGCUCCAAAUGAGGAUGAAUUCUGGCAGACUGUUUUCAAAGUGACCAAAGUUCUUUUCUGUAUUUUUCUGUUCUGUUGCGUGUUGUGUUCAUUGGUUCUAUCGAAAAGCACUUUGUUCAUCCUUAUUUCAAACAUAUUUCCUCCGAAUUCAGUAAGAAAUACUACAAUGAAGACAUCAAAUUAUCACUUCAAAUACUACACUUCUGAGACUGCGAUAACGAACAUUUGGGCGCUGGUUUUAAUUGUCAUCACACCUUACGUUUUUAACGUAGCAAUCAGUCUAUGGAAACUCAUGUUCAAAAAGAUGAAGCCCAUUGAGCUCCGACCACUCUGUUUUACAUUACUCGCCGAGACUCUCCACUCAGUAGGGCUAAGUAUUUUCAUCUUUGUGUUACUACCAAACAUGGAUCCUGUCAGCGGUUUAUUGUUUUGUAUGAGUGUAGCGAUCAUUCCGUCUCUUUUGAAGACUCUCUACCUCGAAGCGAACACCACGUCCGGCAAUAAAUUUGUCAGGCGGUUGCUGUCUUUAUGCGCACUAAUUACAAGUGUGUCAUCAAUAGCAUUGUGGACUUUCUUUGUGUAUCGUAUGGACAAAGACUUGCUAGAAAAGAACCCUUCAUUGAUAUUAUUAACGGUUUUGUCACCAAUACUAGUGUCCGUUGUGUGGUGGGAAAAUUUUGUUCCGAUGGGAAAAGACAACAAAGCAACUGGUCUUCGAUUAAUGAAAAUGCAGAUUUUUAGGAGAAGGACGAAAAUUGUUGCCAUUGUCAGCUUAUGGAAAACAAUACUUACGGUUUGCCUUGUAUCAGUUAUAUUUGGUAUAGAUUGUGCUGACGGAGUCACGUGCAUACAAACGCUUUAUAACGUCAUUACAAAGCUUUCGAUCUCGUCAUAUGUGCAAACAGACAACGCCACAGUCAACGGAACAAUAACUACCGUUUACAAUCAGACUUUUGCAACCGAUAACAGUUCCUAUCUAUUAUCUGCAAUUCUUGGGCAUACGAAACUUGUAACGGAAAUAUAUAUUGGCACGUGUUCUAAAUACUUGCCGUUAUAUAUAGCUGUCGUUAAUAUAGCAGCAAGUUUGUUCUGCUAUAGAUGCUGUGUAACUGCCAAUAAGAUUCUAGCACAGAUACCAGGCUUUUCUCUUCCACUUGUUCUGUCUACGCCGAUCACAGCAGCAUGUAUGAUAGCUGGUUAUGCACAUACGGAACUCCGAAUGACGGAUGGCUGCUUUCUGCCUUUUCCGCAAUGGACAGGUGGUCUUGACUUUGACUGGACAAUGAUUAUUGCAAGCAUUCUAGGCUACAUUUCUGUAUUGACAGUAACGAAUUACAUAUGGAGGCAAACUAAAGAACGAAUGCAACCAGGAAAAAAAAUGUUCAUUCGCCAGCUUUAUUGUGGCAUAUUUUUGGAUCAAUCGCUACUCUUAAACAAGAGAAUGGAUGAGGAAAUCAGAAUUCAUCACGAUGAAAAGGAAAAGUUUGUGGAAUUACCAAUACCCAAGAACCUAGGUGAAUGGCGACCUGAACAGGACGAAUGGAGUCCCCUAAGAAAAGAUGAUACCCCGUUUAUCUAUUUGUGCGCAACAAUGUGGCAUGAGACUAUACAAGAGAUGACACAGAUAUUAAAGUCAAUAUUUAGAAUUGAUAAAGAUCAGUGCGCUAGAAGGAACUUGCAGCUUUUCUUUGCUAUAAAAGAUCCCGACUAUUAUGAAUUUGAAGCUCACAUUCUGUUUGAUGACGCAUUUACGUACAGCGGUGAUUCUGUCGAAGUUAAUAGUUAUGUUAAGGAUUUAAUGAAAAGCAUCGAUCAAGCAAUGAGUUCUAUACAUGGACAGAAAAUGAAAAAUUCACCACCGACAAAGAUUGAAACGCCUUAUGGGGGAAGACUAGUUUGGAGACUACCUGGUGGAAAUAAACUGAUUGCCCAUUUAAAAGACAAAGCUAAGAUACGUAACAGGAAACGAUGGAGUCAAGUCAUGUAUUUGUACUACUUUCUUGCUCACAAACUGCUUUCACUGGGUGGAGCGAAAGAUCGUCUUGAAACGAUCGCGAAAAAUACAUUCAUACUUGCUCUUGAUGGAGACGUCGACUUUCAGCCUUCCGCUUUAAAACUUCUUGUUGAUAGAAUGAAACUAAAUCCGAGUGUGGGUGCAGCUUGUGGAAGGAUUCAUCCAAUCGGAAAUGGACCAAUGGUUUGGUACCAGAAAUUUGAAUACGCUGUCAGUCAUUGGCUCCAGAAGGCUACAGAACAUACAAUUGGAUGCGUACUAUGUAGCCCAGGGUGUUUCAGCCUGUUUAGAGGAUCUUCACUGAUGGACGACGAUGUAAUGAAUCGAUAUACAACCCCACCAACUGAGCCUAGACAUUACGUUCAGUAUGACCAAGGGGAAGACAGAUGGCUAUGUACACUUCUCCUACAGCAAGGAUACAGAGUGGAAUAUUGCGCUGCAUCGGACGCUCUUACCUAUGCUCCCGAAGGUUUCAAUGAAUUUUACAAUCAAAGAAGACGGUGGACACCUUCAACGAUGGCAAAUAUUCUAGACCUCCUCCUUGACUACAAGAAAGUUACCAUGAAAAACAACGACAUAUCCAUGCUUUAUAUUGCAUACCAAAUGUUCCUGAUGGUUUCAUCAAUACUCACACCAGGAACAAUUUUUCUGAUGAUAAUUGGAGCAGUUAACAUGGCAUACCCGACAAUUGCAUUGAAAUGGAUUUUAGUCGUAAAUCUAAUACCAGUGGGGAUAUUCAUUUUACUCUGCUUUGUAGCUAAAUCCAAUGUUCAGUUGGCCUUUGCGGCGAUCCUCUCAACAAUCUACUCAUUGGCAAUGAUGUUGGUUAUCGUUGGACUUAUUAAACAAAUAGCUGACAAUGGAAUCUGCUCCGUCACGACCAUAUUUUUGUGUUUUGUUGCUGGAGUAUUUGUUGUUGCAGCUUUUGUACAUCCGCAGGAGUUUUGGUGCAUCAUACAUGGGUUUCUGUAUUUCCUGGCAAUUCCUUCGAUGUCAAUGCUACUAAUGUUGUAUUCAAUUGGAAACCUAAACAUUGUAUCCUGGGGUACAAGAGAAACGCCAAAACCAAUGGCAGAUCAGCAUCAGUCAAGUGCAAAUAAAAUGCAACCAGAGAAGAAAGGUGCAAUCGGUGACUUACUUGAAAAAGUCGGCCUGUCUGAUAAGUUUGGGAAAUCCGAUUAUAUGUUCUCAUUUGGUAAUCUAUUCAGGUGUAUUUGUUGCCCAAGUGACACUCAACCUAAAGAUGAAAUUCAGCUUAUGACAAUUCUAGAACGUUUAGAUGAAAUGGAAUCAAGAAUGCCUACUACACCAAAGGAGGAGGAUGACACAGGCGGCAUUUCUGAACGCCAUGUUAAUUUUUCUGAUAAUACUGAAAAGUCAGAUAUGAAAGAAGAAUCCGUCAAGCUACUAUCUGACAGACAGCAUAAACAUUGGACUCAUGAUGCAAAAUUAAUGGAUGGGGCAACUGAAUAUUUGUCCAAAGAGGAGAAGGAUUUCUGGGAACAGCUUAUCGAAAAAUAUUUGUUUCCGUUGGAAGGCGACAAAAAGGCUCAGGAUGAUAUCCAGAAAAAAUUAAAUGAAUUGAGAAACACUGUAUGCCUGUUUUUCCUGCUUGUUAAUGCCUUAUUUGUGACGAUAGUGUUCAGUUUACAACAGGUAAACGCUGAUUCUGGUGGAACUAUCUCACAGAAACUGCCUUGCUCUACAGGACAUGCAGGGGGUUCAUUUGAGCCAAUUAGUAUGGCCUUUACUGCUAUUUUCGGAAUACUUUUGUUUAUUCAAUUCGUGUGCAUGAUUUCACAUCGCCUCACAACCUUCCUUCAAAUCUGCUCAAUUACCGAAAUAACGUUUCGCCGUAAACAUGUGAUGUUUGAAGGCGAGAAGCUUAGUGUUAAAAAAAGCCUAGAACUGUGUCAACAAAUGCAGGAACAAAGAGAGGAGGACACAAAAUCUGUUAUCUCAGAAGAUUUAACCUUGUCAGGACAAUCGUCUGCCACUAGUUUAAACGAAGUGACUACACCAAUAGAUGGGCCUAAAAAGUCACAACUUUGGUCUAAAUUAUCUCGCCGAAGCAGGGAGCAGCAAAUAAACGGGACUCUAAAUCAAACAUUUAUCAAGAACUUCACGAAAUUUCAACAUUUUGUGGAAGAAGAACAGGACCAAACAAAGCAAAAAGGUGAAACAAAGGUGUCCCAUACUAAAUCCGAGACAGAUGAAUUAAAAGAUUUGAGAAGGACGUUUCGUGGAUUUGACAAAAGUAAUAUCCGAACACUUGCCCUGAUGUCACAUAAUCCAAGAUACCAAGAAUCAAUUCUUAGUCGUGGUCAUGAAGUUGUAAACCAGUGGAAACGUGUGACAGCAAAAGCCAGGCUACAAAAUACCACAAAACUGUCAACACUGAAGGAAAUGGACAAAAUUGAAGAAGAAGAAGAGCCAAGUACCAGAUCAGCACGGAAGGUGACUAUACAUUUAGAGAACGAAGAGGAACGCAUUAAAACAGACAAUGAUGAGGUUGAUGAAGAUAUGACAGAAAAGCUAUAAAAUCAAAUUUGGGUCAUUCAAAAUUGUCGUCAAAUGCCUUUAGUCAAAAUGUGAAUAUACUGUUUUGUAGUAUAUUUAAGUGCAUAUUAUAUAUAUAACAGUAUGAUGAAACUUAAGGAUUUCUUUUUCAGUAUAGCUUUUAUAUAUUUUCAAGCGCAUUUUCAUAGUAUCAAUAAAUGAUAUUUGAUGGCUAUAUAUAAAAGUAAGAAGAAAAAGAGUAGUAUACUUAUAGUUAAAACGAAAUAGUUUGCUUUUAAAUUACUUUAGGACUGAGUAUUGAUGAAUAUACAUGAUUAACACAUGGAUAACCAUUGAUCUUCCUUAAGGCAGCACAUUUAAGAAUUGUGCGCACUACUUAAUUGAUUAAAAUCAUUAAUCGAAUUUAUAUCAUUAAAGACCAUAAAUAUACAUAAAAACAAAAAAAAAGAGUAGCAUGGUGUAUCUGAUAGAGAUCUUUUAUUGAUUAGAAAUGAAAAGUAUGAUUUUCUUAAUUCUAAAUUUAUUUAACCCAUAACUAAUUUCUUUGCAGUGUAGUUGCUCAAUUUAUACAAUGCAUGUCACUAAUAAACUGACCUAUAAAUA
Mercenaria mercenaria is the source of this 5549-nucleotide messenger RNA. RefSeq names its product chitin synthase chs-2-like. The transcript is spliced from 28 exons. The record is from RefSeq and is a predicted model, not a curated record. Gene Ontology annotation, cellular component: cell septum; cell periphery. The coding region runs from base 108 to 4967 and encodes 1619 amino acids. Gene Ontology annotation, molecular function: chitin synthase activity. Lineage: Eukaryota; Metazoa; Mollusca; Bivalvia; Venerida; Veneridae.